AUGGUGCCUUCAAUUGGAGCAAAGUCCCGGUCACCAGAAGCUGCCAAAGUACAAGUUGAUGAGAAGUUCUCGUUUUACGAACGAACUUACCUUUGCGAUCGUGGGGGCUUAUUUCGGGGAGAAAUACCUGAAAAUAUUGUAAAAAGCCGAAAAAUAUCGUGCCCAGUAACAAUGGUAGUUCGAAUACUAAAAAAAUAUAAUGCAAUUUCUAUUAGAAAGAUCAACUUAAAACAUGACCAUCCACCUGAAUAUAUUACUCUUCCAGCUCCGAACUCAUCAAAGAGAGCGUGUGAUGAUGAUAUGUCCUUAGGUGAAAGAUUAGAAUCUUUAUCAGAUCCCAAGAAAAUUAAAGGUUACAUACAGUUAUUGGAAAAAAAGCUUGAAACAAUGAAAGAAAGUGAAAUUCAAAAAGAAAAACCUUCAACUUCUACCAGUAAUACCAAAUCUAUAGUUAAUAGCAGUGAGGAAGAAUUUCAUUCAGAAGAAGAAAGAAGCAAAAGACUCGAGGAAUUGAGAAAGAAAAAUAAAGAAUUAUCUAAAAAAGCUAAACUUUUACAAUCAAAAAGUAAUACUGAAAUAAAAAUAAACAGAAUGAUCAAGUGGCUCAAAAUCAACAAUGAAAUAAAUUUACAGAAUAUCCUUAAAAAAAAUCAAAAAAUCCAGUUAACAGAUUUAGAUCUCACAAGAGUAAUUAGAGACAGUUUUACAUAUAAGAAAUAUGAUAUUGAUCUAUUACAUGAAUAUAUAUCAGAAGAUGCAAUGAAACAUAUAAAAGAAAAAAUUGCAGUACAAAAAUUAAACAAAACGUGGAACUGCCCAAUUUGCGAAAAUAAUGAAGAUACAAAUGAAGUUCGCUGCGAUGAAUGUUUUGUAUGGAUUCAUUUUCAGUGUCUUGGAUUAAAGAGUGCACCAACAACAGGAAAAUGGGACAUGAGAUGCAUCCGAGAUAAUCUGACAAGAAACAAAUGUCCCGGAAAAGGAUCUCUCAUUAAAGGGGUAUUUUAUCGAGAUGAAAGAGAAAAAUACAAACAUAAUCAUCCUAAAGAUGAUACACUUGUCAAAAAACAAACGUGCCAACAAAAUAUUGAUAAUAUGGCAAAAAUUCCUUUUGUCGAACCGAGCCAAAUUAUUAACUACGUCAAAUCUAACGAACUAGUGCCGCAAUCUAAAACGUUUUGCGCUCUUCGAAAGCAAGUUCAGCGCUCAAUACAAGCUAAUAACCCAGUUGCAACAAAUAUCAAACUAUCAGAUAAAAACAUUGACGAGUUCGGGAAGCUGAUUGAAGAAUCAAAAUCACAGCUCCAGUAUGGGAAUAUGAAAAAAUUUCAGCUUACUGGAAAGCAUUUCCACAUUUCCAUAAAUAAGCCGCAUGGAGAAGUGGUCCAAGCGACGAAUGUGUUGAUUUAUGAUAGUGAAUUUAUAGAACUAAUCAGCCCUCACAUAGAAAAUAUAUUCGUGGAUGCUACAUUCAAAGCUUUUCCAAGCUUAAAUGUGCACAAAGGCCAGCUACUAACAAUAAUGGCUGAAAUUAAAAAUCAAAAGGCAGUACCAUUCAUUUGGGUACUGAUGACAAACAAAUCUACAGAAUGUUAUCAGCAAAUUUUCCAAUAUAUUGCUGAUAAUUUUGAAAAUUUAAAACCUAAACAGAGCAUGUCCGACCAUGAGUUGGCGAUCCGGAAAACACUUAAACUAGUGUUUCCGGAGAUUCAGGUACGGACAUGUUAUUUUCAUUAUGUGCAGGCUGUAAUAAAAAAUGCUCAAAAACAUAAAAUAAUUGAUACUACAAUACCUGUUCAUGAGGUUCCAGAACUUUACCUAAUAUUACGGCGGCUAAAAUAUUUAGCAAUAUUACCAUCAAAUUUGAUAAUACCAACUUUUCAACUGAUAAAGUCGAAGUGUAAAGAAAAUUUUGGAACGUUCUUCGACAGUUAUCUUGAUUAUUACGAGAACCAAUGGAUAAAAAGUGAAGGUCCUAGUCAAUUUUCAGUAUACCGACAAACAAAACAUCGAACAGAUAAUAUUGUAGAAUCUUAUCAUAAAAAUUGA
Messenger RNA from Cotesia glomerata, 2046 nucleotides. RefSeq lists its product as uncharacterized. Bases 1 to 2046 code for a protein of 681 amino acids. The record is from RefSeq and is a predicted model, not a curated record. Lineage: Eukaryota; Metazoa; Arthropoda; Insecta; Hymenoptera; Braconidae. The transcript is spliced from 8 exons.